This is a messenger RNA of Brienomyrus brachyistius, 3688 nucleotides long. Its product is annotated as interferon-induced very large GTPase 1-like. Lineage: Eukaryota; Metazoa; Chordata; Actinopteri; Osteoglossiformes; Mormyridae. The transcript has 4 exons. Bases 5 to 3688 code for a protein of 1227 amino acids. Gene Ontology annotation, molecular function: GTP binding. The record is from RefSeq and is a predicted model, not a curated record.
CAACAUGCUGGGCUUCCAGGACACUGAGGGCGACUGGCUGCAGCAGUUGGUCUCCCUCUGUAUCCACGACAUCCAUGCUUUCCUCCUGCUCGUACCCCUGGGUCAAAUCACAGAGAAUUGUGGAUUGGAUUGGCUGCUGGCGACGUUUGGAGAAAAAUCUCUGGAGUUCACAAUCAUAAUUAUUACAUAUGAUGAUGCAAAUGAGGACAGAGUCAUGGACGACCUGAAGGGAAACACUGUUCUUCAGCAACUUCUAUAUCAGUGUGGAGGAAGGUACCUCAUUUGUCAUGAAAGUAAAAAUGACUCAGCUGUUGUCACAGAGCUGCUUGAAAUGGUAUCGGCGAACACCCAACGUUGUGACACCAUAGACAUGUACAAUAUGGAGAAAGCAGGCGAACAGCAGCAAGAACCUUUCACUGGACAUACUGAGACACCAGAAGAGGAGACUCCUGCAUCAGGCAGAGGAUAUAAUUCAUCCAGCAAUGAAGAUGUCACAGUUGAAGUCAAGGACACCAAAGUGAGAGCAGACCAAACCGAGAGCAAGACGGCUGCAUGUAAACUACGCAACUCCAUGGAAAUUAAAGAGCUCCUGAUGCGACUUCAGCUACAAGAUAAACUAACAACAAAAGACUUUCUUCAACUUGGCUGUUCCUCACUACUGCAGCUGCAAAUAGAGAAAGACCUGCCCUAUGCUUUUCUGCAGAGACUGUUGAUGAUGGACUACAGGGCCAGAUAUGUAACUGUCACAGAGGAGAACAGUAACACAUGCAGUGAAAGGUCUAUUGAUAAGCCUAGAAUCAACGAUGCCCCAACAUCUGCUUUUAAUGCUCUCUUCAGAAAAACGGUGAGUGAUGACGAGAGCAACAAAAAGAACCGCAUCCACCCAAUGGAUGUUCAGAUGGCUGUGUUUCAUUGUGCAGAUGAUUUCCUUAAGCAGUACAUGGUUACUAAGCUGUCCCUGUGUCAGUACGCACUGCCACUCCUUGUGAUUAACCCCACUACUCAAGAGAUAGAAUGUUCACUCUGGACAUUUCGAAAAAUAACCAAAAGCUGGAAGUCACCUGAAGACUCCGGUGAAGUGACAACCAAAGCCAUGCCAAUCUACAAAGCCGCAUUGCCGAUGGUGUCAGUGUUCAGGCUAGGCUCAGUGUCCACUUCCAAGUCUUUGCUGUUGAACGGCUUAAUCAACCAACGACACAACACGUUCUUCCACAGACACUGUCCAGGAAACAGUCAAAAACGCUUAUUGAUGGAUGGAGUUGUGGAAAUUGCUUGGUAUUGUCCUUCUGGGAAAGAAACUGAUAAUUUCCGGGACUGUGUGGCGUUCUGCAAUCUCCAUGGUGAUGCGGAAGAAAAUGAGUUGCAGCAAAAGUUUUUGACCAAAUCUGCCUCAGUCAAUGUUGUCUUUUUACCAAACCUAACCCAAGAUAAUAAGGCUUUGGUAACUGUAGAGGAGCUUUUCAGUUCUUCUAAACCUCUGAUAUGUUUGCUUGAUGAUGAUGACAGUGCUGUAACUGAAGUGUCUGAGGGAAAAUAUAAAAUCGGGUUAAAGAAUAGAAAUCAGUCUGAUAUAAUCGAGGAACUGACAAAGAGCAUCAGAGAAAGUUUGUCUAAAGCACAUCAGGCCUUCAAACUUGAAGAUGCAUUGCAGACGUCAGGAUUCAGAGUGGAUGAGGACAAUGACGACUGUAAAAAGGGGAAGGCAUGUGCACUCGACUUGCUGGAGCAACUGAAAGAAACCAAGCUGUUCAAAAUCAAAGAGCAGUUCCUACCUUGUCAGGGAAAAUUGUGGCAAGACUGGAGCCAGAAACACAAAGAUCUGUAUCGCUUACAUGGAGACAUUGAGAAGCACAAAAGCCAAAUAGAACAGGACAUGAGAACAAUACGAAGAAAACAAAGAGACUGUGGACUGAGUGACCUAAUGACAUCAUUUAUCGAUAAUCUGGCAACUCUGGACUCAAAAGAAAAAGAAUAUUUCUUAAAAUGGUUGGGGAUUCUGUUGGAUGAUCACUCCAUGGGCGCACUGUCAAGACUUCAUCAAAAGUAUGACAAAAAGUGGUCCACUCUCCUAGAUUUAAAAAAAAAGAAUGUUUCCUUAAAAAUACAACAACAUAAACUGGAAAAAGUUUCAAAGCAGUUAGAUGCUGUUACGUUUGGAAUUGAGCACUUUCUGAGAGAAGUUGGUCAGCUUUAUGAAGCCUGGAUUGGUCAGAAUGAACCGAUAACAGUAAAAGGAGGAAAAAGGAACAUUUCUUUGCUACCUCAGCUGGCUGCAGAACUCAUGAUAUCUGGGUACCCAUUGGAGCUAAUGGACGGGGAUGCAGCACAUGUUCCUCUGAACUGGAUAGAUGCUGUAUUGAAUGAAGUCAUUAAGCGACUUGGAGACAAACGCAUCUUUGUUCUGUCUGUUUUGGGUGUUCAGAGCACCGGAAAAUCCACAAUGCUGAAUGCAAUGUUUGGGUUGCAGUUUGCUGUCAGUGCUGGAAGAUGCACACGUGGUGCUUUCAUGCAGCUCGUGGAACUCAAUGAAGACAUGAAAAUGCAGCAAAGUUUUGACUAUGUUCUUGUUGUUGACACAGAGGGCCUAAGAGCUUUGGAGUUGACUGGUAAAGAAACACUCCACCAUGACAACGAAUUGGCGACUUUUGUCAUUGGCCUCGGAGAUAUCACCUUAAUCAACAUAUUUGGAGAAAAUCCUGCAGAAAUGCAAGACAUUCUUCAGAUUGCAGUUCAGGCUUUUUUAAGAAUGAAAAAAGUGAAGCUGUCUCCUAGGUGUGUUUUUGUUCAUCAGAAUGUGGGAGAUAUUACAGCUAGUGAGAAAAACAUGGAGGGGAAAAGGCGUCUGCAGGAGAAGCUUGAUAAAAUGACCCGACUGGCUUCCAAAGAGGAAGAGUGUGAUGUGGGAUCCUUCAGUGAUGUCAUUGCUUUUGAUGUAACAAGAGAUGUCAAGUACUUUGCACAGCUUUGGGAAGGCAGCCCACCAAUGGCCCCCCCAAACCCAUGUUACAGUGAGAACAUCCAGGACCUAAAACAAACGAUAUUCUCUCAUACUUCAAAGUUAGAGAAAAAAGGAAAAACACUGUCACAUUUCAAAACCAGAAUCCAUGAUCUUUGGAAUGCUCUCCUGAAUGAAAACUUUGUUUUCAGUUUUAAGAAUACUCUGGAAAUUGCUGUGUACAGAAAACUGGAGACUGAGUAUGGAAAAUGGACAUGGACACUCAGGAGGGCAAUGCUGAUGACUGAAAACAAACUACAUAACAGGAUUGAAAAUGAAACGUUUGACAUUGUACUCGAAACAUUUCUUGUUGAAGAACAGAUGGGGCCCUAUGAGCAGGUUAAGAAAAUGAUGAUUCAAUACUUUGAAGAAAGCCAUGAUAAGGAUGUCCUAGUUCAGUGGAAUGGGAGAUUUCUGCAAAAGAUCAGUGAGCUUCAUGAUGAUCUUAUUAAAGGAACAAAGAGAAAAUUUGAUGAAGUUAUUCAGCAGAGGGAAGCUUGUAAGAAGGUAGAUGAAAAGAGAACACAGUAUGAAAAUGAGCUUUUCAAUAAGAGCAAAGAGCUGGCAUUAAAACUGAAAGACAUGAGCAAUGAAGAGGAAUCAAAGAAAGCGUUUGAUUCAAUGUGGGCAGAGUGGGUUUCAGAGCUGUCACAAGGCAAGACUCCCAUUAAGAGCAUUAUGAUGAAGAAUUGA